AUGCGUCUUUUGCGGCUUGACGAACCCGACAAAUUUAGCCUAGUCGAACACAAUGGCAAGAGCACUCCACCCUAUGCUAUCCUUUCGCACACAUGGGGCGCGGAUAAUGAAGAGGUUACAUUCAAAGACCUAACAGAGGGUGUCGGCAAGAGCAAAGCUGGCUACAAAAAGAUUCUUUUCUGCGGAACACAAGCUGCUAGUGAUGGCCUACAAUUCUUCUGGGUGGACACUUGCUGCAUCGACAAAUCAAGCAGCGCCGACCUUUCAGAAGCCAUCAACUCCAUGUUCCGUUGGUAUCAGGAUGCAGCCAAAUGCUACGUAUAUCUCGCCAAAUUCUCGAUUGAUGGCUCCGUCAGGAACAACCUGCCCUCUCAGCAGACAUGGAAACCAGACUUUCGGCAGAAUAAAUGGUUUACUCGGGGCUGGACGCUCCAAGAACUUCUUGCUCCGACGUCUGUGGAAUUCUUUUCCGAAGAUGGCGAGCGACUUGGCGAUAAAUCUUCACUUCUACAAGAGAUCCAUGACGCCACAGGAAUUUCCGUUCAAGCUCUCCAAGGAAGACCUCUUUCUCGAUUCAGUGUCGGCGAGCGAAUGGCUUGGACAGAGUGCCGGGACACAAAACGCGAAGAGGACGCGGCAUACUCUUUGCUAGGCAUUUUUGACAUCUCCAUGCCGGCUAUAUACGGAGAGGGACGAAAGAAAGCGUUCGUUCGGUUACAGAAAGAGAUUGAAGAGCUCUCGAGACGGGAAAAGGAGGGUCACGAUAUGCCACGAGUUCCCAAUACCUCAUGA
Alternaria rosae is the source of this 792-nucleotide messenger RNA. Its product is annotated as heterokaryon incompatibility protein-domain-containing protein. The record is from RefSeq and is a predicted model, not a curated record. Lineage: Eukaryota; Fungi; Ascomycota; Dothideomycetes; Pleosporales; Pleosporaceae. The coding region runs from base 1 to 792 and encodes 263 amino acids. The transcript is spliced from 2 exons.